Trichobilharzia szidati is the source of this 1470-nucleotide messenger RNA. NCBI's taxonomy places the organism in Eukaryota, Metazoa, Platyhelminthes, Trematoda, Strigeidida, Schistosomatidae. The record is from the annotation of a GenBank genome assembly.
GUUAUUACAAGGAAUCCUUUAAUUGUAUUUUUCUACAUGGGACGAUACCUGUAUUAUUAUUAUUAACUAUUGUUGUUGAAUGUUUCAAUGGAUAUAAUGCAACAAACAGUAUUAUAAAAUAAACAAAACACGCAGAAAAGGAAUUAAACUUCAAUUGGACUAUGAUUUUCUUUGUAUAAAUUUUGAUAAUUUUUAUGGAAUUAAUUCGCAAUGUCGACAUUGUAUUAUCGUCCUGGAACAAGUGAGUUGAAAUUAGAGACAAUGGAUCAUGAAACAGAUCAAAGUGUACAAAACAGUUUAGUUGAUGGUGUUCCAAAUUAUGCACAACCUGAUCCAAUGAAGCAUAGAGAGAAAUCUAUGGCUAAACAAGAUAAUGGAGAACAAAAAGGCGAAACAGUGAAUAUUAAGAAGAUAAAUCCACCUGAGAAUGGUCAAUUACAGAAUAAUUCAGAUGGUGAAGUUAAUGGAGCUUAUAACUUUUGGGAUUUAAGUGAUAGUGAAAUACGCUUAUUGGAUAGACGAUCCCAGAUGGAUACAUCAAGAAAAUAUUGGCCACACUACUUUAGUUCAGAUUAUUUGUAUCCAGGUGAAACAAAUUUUGAACCAACAAAUUGGGAUUGGUUACGCUUGAAUGCACUUGGUCCUGGUUGGGAAGAAGUAUUGAAAGAUGUACCAGUUACGCGUAGAGAAGCAUUAAAUUUACUUGUCAUCAUGAAAAGGAAGCUACUUCGAGCAGCAGGUAAACUGACCUAUUACAAGGAACGUGUCACUGUUCUACAAGACCAAUUGAUUCAUCAGAAAAAAAAUGAAGAAAAAUUGAUCCGACUUCAAGCUGAAUAUAAAACACAGUCUCUGGAUCUUGAGAAAGCUCAAGAACAAGCUUCAAGAGUACCAUUACUGGAGAAAACAGUGAAACAACAAGAAGAUUUAAUCUGUCGAUUGGAAACAUUCUUAGAUCGUCAAAGAAACAAUACGGAGAGGGAUAAUAACAGAAACCAUGGAAAUAUUUUGGAAAACGAGAAUUUGCGGACAGCGAUUGCAGAUAAUGAACGAUUAGAACUGUACAAAAUGUUGGAUAAUUCUGAGUUAAGAAUUAAAGCAUUAGAAGAAGAACUUCAACGUCAACGAAAUCCCAAGUCACAUCUGCCUCGAGAACCUGCUUGGAAAUAUUCAGGUCCAAAGAAAAUACAUCAAUCCCUUCCACAGUUGAACAAAAGAAAUGGACCGAAUAAUUUAGUCAGUGUCAAUACGCAUAAACAAUCCCCAAUAACCGAUUUGAAUAUGCAUUUUCCUAGUCAUAAUAAUAAAGGCUUAAAUCGUGUGUUGAAUAAACGUCAAAUACACAUGAAUAACCAUAUAAACAGUAGUACUAACAGUAAUAAUAAUGACAACAACGUCAAUCAUAUCAAUGAAAGUAAUGAGAGCAAUGCAUUCGAUUAUUCUAUGAACAGAGAUGAAGAAGACUUUUAA